Molecule: messenger RNA, 945 nt
Organism: Echinostoma caproni
Lineage: Eukaryota; Metazoa; Platyhelminthes; Trematoda; Plagiorchiida; Echinostomatidae
Source: the annotation of a GenBank genome assembly
AUGUAUUUUCGGGAAGAUAGCGUGUAUAUGGCAGAUACGAAAAAGCCAAUAAACGAUCAAGACAUAUCGAUUCUUGUAGCACCAGCAGGCCUCUGCGAAUCCAACAGAGAGGAAAAAAUCCGAUCUGAGAUAGUUGUCGUGGUAAAGUCCUGCGUUCGUUGCCAAGAGGAUCGUCGUUGGGCUCGUGCAACUUACAUGCAACUACAUUUGUGGGGCGAUUUUCGGAUUCGAUUUGUGUUUGUCACUGGAAUUCCCGCGAGAAACUACACCGGAAAUAUUCAUUUUGAUGGAGUAUCAGUGAACCACCGUAGUCAUGGUAAUGAGAAGCAAGACUAUGAGUACAGCGAAAGAGAACUGUUUUCGGAGGCGAAUAAAUUUGAUGAUAUACUGAUUGGCGAUUUUGAGGAUCACUAUUUUUCACUGACUCUGAAGCAGGCAUUUAUAUUUCGUUGGAUCUCCGCAUUUUGUACCCAUGAAUCCUCAUUAUUCUUGUUUCUGGAUCAUGACUUCGCCGUGAUUCCCGGAAAUCUGAUCAGAUUAGUAAGGGGAUUUCCUGCACAAAUAUUAGCGGAUUUGAGUUUCGGUAUCCGUCUUCAAGGCCAUUUGGUAUUGCGACCAAUCAAAGAAUAUCAUAAUCGGUGGGCCAUAUCGGAAGAUGAGUUUCCAUGGAAAUACUAUCCGCCGUACUUUGGUGGCCAUGCGUACAUCAAAGGAAUCAAUAUUGUGACAGACCUAGCCAUUGCCUCGGCAUUCAUUCGUCCACUGCGUGCUGAAGAUUCUCACAUGGGCAUUAUGCGUUACAAGAUGGGAAUACCGACUUACGCUGUGUGGCAUUUCGCCCAUGGAGUCAGUACGGCUGAAGAACUGCGGAAGGUUACUAGCACGAGAUCUUUAUAUAUAAUGAAAUAUUUUAACUGGACCACCGGUCAGAUAAUUGGAGAUUGA